CACCCACUCGGCUGUGCCGCCCCCGUCUCUCCGCUUCUCAGUCUCCAAGAAUGUCCCGGCUAGCCCCGCAAUUGCCGUGCCUGCAGCGGGGUCCCGCCCGGUGAGCAGGAGGCGGUGGGAGGGGAAAGCAGCCGCGCGCCCUGCCUGCCUUGAAGCCCAUUGCGUGGCAGCGCCAGCCGGCCGCCUCCCUGCGUCCACACAGCCCUCUGCCGGGAGUGCCCGGGCGCGGGGGGCAGGAGCAGGGGCCACGCGAGCCUCCCGGCCCCGCUCCACCCCCGCCUGUGUCCUCCAGCCCCGUCCGCCCUGCGCCGCUGCCGGGCUGCUGGGAGGGUUCCCCGCGCAUCUGGGAGCGGGAGGAUCCGAGCGAGCCCUUGGCACAGCGGGUCAGUAUCCGCCUCUCCCGGCCCGUGGGCUGCUCCCCGCCCCGCUGUUGGCUGGCUGGUGCCUUUCCAGCCCCGCGGAGCAUUGCCGCGGCUGCCUGCCCCGCUGCAGCUGGGAGCAGCGCGCCUGGCUGAGCUCCUCCGCCGGGCUGGAAGUUGGCCGCCUGGCAGUCGGGCGGCUGCCUUGUGCCCGGCACCUUCUCACCUGACAGGGGCAACUUCGCCCGGCAGACAGACAGGACCUGGCUCAUCCCUGCCUCCAGAUCGCCCGGGCUGCGCUGCGCUGCACAGUCACUCACAGCUGCCACGUGAACCAGGGACCUUCAUCUUCAUGACGGAAGACAGCGUCAUGGCCUUUAGGAUUCAAGAUUUUACUAGGCUGAGGAUUGACCGGGACUGAAAGAUUCUGGGUUACUCAUAAAUCUCCCCAAACUAACACACACACACAGUCCCUCUCUCCUCAUUGCUACCAUUAUCGGUUGUGAGUAGAAAGAUGGCAUCCAGCCUUACUUGCACUGGGAUGAUCUGGGCACUUCUCUCCUUCCUCUGUGCUGCUGCUUCCUGCAUAGGAUUCUUUAUGCCAUACUGGCUGUUGGGGUCUCAGCUGGAGAAGUCAGUGUCCUUUGGCACUUUCCGGAGGUGUUCCUAUCCAGUGCGGGAUGAGAGCCGCCAGACUACAGUGAUGGUAGAGCAGUGUGGCCGCUACGCAUCCUUCCAGGCCAUCCCAAGUGCUGAGUGGAGGAUCUGCACCGUGGUGACGGGGCUGGGCUGUGGCCUCCUCCUUUUGGUGGCACUGACUGCACUCAUGGGCUGCUGUGUGUCCGAGCUCAUCUCCAGAACUGUGGGCAGGGUAGCAGGAGGCAUCCAGUUUCUGGGAGGAAAAAGACCCUCCAGCAUCCUGAACUGUGGUACAGCAGGCUUGUUGAUUGGCUCUGGCUGUGCUCUCUAUCCUUUGGGUUGGGACAGUGAAGAAGUUAGACAGACCUGUGGCAACCUUUCCAACCAGUUUGAAUUGGGUACUUGUGAAAUUGGCUGGGCUUACUACUGCACCGGAGGAGGAGCAGCUGCCGCUAUGUUAAUCUGCACUUGGUUGGCCUGCUUCUCUGGCAAGAAACAGAAACAGUACCCUUACUGAGGCUGGCGGCCUGAGAGUCCAGUUUAGAGAAUGAAUGAGCUUCCAGAGGCCGAAGUGACUUGCAGACUUCUUCUUCUGAACAAAGUGCUUUAGCUCCUAGCUGCAGAACAGUCAUUAUGAAAUGAGAAUGGACCUGGUCAAGGACAUGAGGUGACACUGUGAAUUGUGGGGAGGGUGGGGAGUCUGGAAAGCUGGACCAAAUGCUGCGACUCUCGGAAGGCAUGGGCAGUUCUUGCUUGACAGAGUAUAUUUCUGGUCUAUUCUAGAAGAAUACAAUUUUACGAGAAAGGAAUGCUCCCCUUUGUUAAAUUGUGAAGGUAUAGGUGUACCAAUGAAUUGAAAGACUGGUGAAAAUAAUAUUUUGGGUAGGGUAUAAUCUUCCAAAAUUCCCCUUAAGCACAACACUCCUGAAAGUGUGCCUGCACACACACACACACACACACCAUGGCACAGAACAAAUAAAAUGCAAACUUAUUGGUGCUAUUUUUUCUUUUUUUUAUUCAUUUGAUGGUUUAAAAUUCAAUGUUAUACCACUUUUUAAACUACACAUGAAACCUAAUAAAUGGACCAAUAAGCCACUUUAACAGUAUUUUGUAUAUUCUCUCUACUCUUUUUCCCAAAACAUUUAUUCACUGCUUAUUCAGCCCUAUAGAAUUUUUAUUUAGCUUCUGUGUUUUCAGCAUUAUUACAAAAAUGCAACAUUUUACUCAGCAUAUAUAGGGGCUUUGCCUAUAGUACUGUUAUGAAGGGCAGUAAAUGGACAUCUUUCAGUCCAGGGAGAAUUCCACUCAUGGUACUGUAGGAUAUUGUUGGUUACGUAAGACUAAUGGGAAAUGUCUUCCAGAUAUAGAUUUGGUCAUUGUUACGUUUAGCUCAUUGUUGUUGUAUUGUGCUGUACCAUGUUUAUUAUUUCAAUAUUCAUUUUUGUAAAAAACAUAAAUAAAUGUGCUAUUAUGUUUGUAUUUGAAAAUCUCUGUAAAUAAAUUUUUCUCUGAUCAAUACUG
Molecule: messenger RNA, 2519 nt
Organism: Chrysemys picta bellii (western painted turtle)
Lineage: Eukaryota; Metazoa; Chordata; Testudines; Emydidae
Gene: LHFPL6
Product: LHFPL tetraspan subfamily member 6
Cellular component (GO): membrane
Source: RefSeq, a predicted model, not a curated record